Helobdella robusta is the source of this 2418-nucleotide messenger RNA. RefSeq lists its product as hypothetical. Gene Ontology annotation, biological process: cell migration; cell adhesion mediated by integrin; cell-matrix adhesion. Gene Ontology annotation, molecular function: integrin binding. Lineage: Eukaryota; Metazoa; Annelida; Clitellata; Rhynchobdellida; Glossiphoniidae. The transcript is spliced from 18 exons. The coding region runs from base 1 to 1893 and encodes 630 amino acids. Gene Ontology annotation, cellular component: integrin complex; cell surface; focal adhesion. The record is from RefSeq and is a predicted model, not a curated record.
AUGUCUCAGUUAAAACAAGGAUCAGUAUGUCGUUUUGCAUACGAGAUCACCCAUUUGGAAGUUGAGUUUGAGUCUGCACGCAACCACCCACUGGAGAUCUACUUUCUCGUCGAUGCAACCAGCACCAUGCAGCCUCUCAGGGAGCACAUCCUGCAAGUCAUUGACGAGCUAGUAAGCAACUUGAAGAAAAUAACUCUGAAAGUCAAAAUUGGUCUUGGACUGUUUGCUGAAAAAAGAAUCAUUCCAUUUGCGGAAUACUCAAAUAACACCGAAACAAGUUACAACUUCAAGAACCAAGUCAACUUGACGACGGAUUUUGAUCUUUUCAAAAAAAAAGUGAAGGAAUUUGAAAAAAUCAGAAAUAAUGAUGCCCCGGAAGACUGGCUUAGUGCUUUUGUUCAAAUCGUCACGUGCAAAGAAAUUAUUGGUUGGAGUGACCCAGCCAGGAAACUCGUCAUCCUCUUUACCGACGAAGCGUUUCACCAUGCCGGGGAUGGGAAGCUUGCUGGCAUAGUUGAAGUAAAUGAUUUGAGCUGUCACUUGGACGCCAAUGGUUACUACACACACGAUAAGAUACAAGAUUAUCCGUCGGUAAGCCAAGUAAAGUAUUUGGUUGAACUAAAAAAAAUACAUUUGUUCAUGUUCAUAAACGACUGGAAGGAUAGAAUUGUUAACAUAUAUAAAGAAUUGAAAGAAAUCCUUCCAUACUCGCUAUUCUUUCCAUUCAAAGAAAAUUUUAAUGAGAGUGAUCCAUUUAAAUUCAUAUCUGAUAAUUACAAGAGCAUACAAAAAAAGGUAGAGUUUGUGUCUAAUGAUGUACCGAGGGAUGAUUUACACUGGGUCAUCGAGAGUCAAUGUCCGAAUGAAGCAGAAUUCACCUCCAAGAGUUAUUGUCCAGAAGUCCAUCCAGAUGAUAAAGCCAAGUUUAAAUUUCAAAUUUCAACAUCUUCUUGCGACAAGAGAACAAUUUUGUUUGACCUUCCUGACCACAACGAGAAGAUUCAAGUCGACAUUGAAGGAAUCUGCCAAUGUUCCUGUGAGAGUUUUCGAAAAAGUUCCAUUUGUAACAUGCACGGAGACGCAGAGUGUGGCUCGUGUCAGUGUCAUGAAGGCUACUACGGAGACAAGUGCCAGUGCUUCACUGAACGAGUUGUUAAAGUUAAUUCAAAUUUUAGUUUCAAUAAAAAUGUUUGUCAACCUUUGUCAGCCCUGCAACUGGUCAGUGUAACGACCAUGAUUGUGAACAAAUACAGGGACGAAUGUGCAACGGUGGGCAGCAACAAUUUACCACGAACUCAUUCCAAUGACGAUCGACGUUGUAAAAUAAAUUUGGUUUAUUAUUCAGACAAAGGGACAUGCCAUUGUGGUAAGUGCCAGUGCCAGCCAGGCUUCAGUGGGUCAGCUUGCGACUGCCCUACCAGCAACAAGACAUGUUUGGCCUCCAACGGAGAUCUGUGCAACGGAGUGGGUGAGUGCAACUGCGGCGUGUGUCAAUGUGCAAAAGAUCGCCCGUUCAUAGGAGACACCUGUGAAGAAUGUCCGACAUGCAGUGACGACGUUUGCCAGGAACAUGAAUUUUGUGCCUCUUGCUUCUUCGAACCAGAUGAUCACAUCUGUCACUCCGAAUGCUCAACCAAUAUUCAUCCGGUGAAUCAACUUCCAGAAUGUGUAUCAGAGUUGAUGAUUAUUGGAUCGGUUGUCGGUGGAGUAGCAAUGAUCGGAGUCAUCAUGUUGGUCGUCUGGAAGGUCGUCGUCACCGUUCACGACAACAAGGAGUACAAAAAAUUCGAGAUGGAAAGGAAAAAUGCCAAAUGGGCCUUGAAUGUCAGCCCCUUAUAUCGAGAUGCAGUAUCUAGAUAUAGAAAUCCCAUAUACGGUUUGAAUAAGGACUAGUUCCAGUGCUAGUCCAUUCAUUUCUCUGCCGAUAACAAUCUGCUUCAGAAUUAGAAACACUUGAACAUAAUUUUCAGUUUUACUUCUCUCUUUGUAACAAUAAAAUUGUUUACAACAUUUUAUUUCAAUGCUUGAUAGGGGUCACUUAAUUAUAAAUUUAUAUCAACAUUCAAUCAACUUUCAACAAAAUAUUUUUAUGCGAUCAUGAACAAUCAAUUUUUAUUUUCUCAAAUAUUGAUUUCAAUUUUUUGGAUUUUAUUUUCAUCAUUUUCAAUUUUUUAUAUAUUUCUUAACGUCUCAACUCAACAUCACCUUUUGUUCCAAUGCUGAAUUCGUUGAAAUAAUUUCCAGCCUUUCAUAUCCCUCAAAAAUAUGAUAUCAUUUUUUAUUUUAAUUCAAUUCGCUUAUUUUUUUAAUUAAAAUUACUAAAGAUUCACCAUUUUUUUUUAAAUUAAUUUUUCUUUAUUGAAAACAAUAGAUUGGUGCAAAAAGUUUGAGAAAUAAAUAUUACUGUAUACGUGUUUU